Molecule: messenger RNA, 2877 nt
Organism: Sinocyclocheilus anshuiensis
Lineage: Eukaryota; Metazoa; Chordata; Actinopteri; Cypriniformes; Cyprinidae
Product: protein kinase C zeta type
Exons: 19
Coding region: 610-2421 (603 amino acids)
Biological process (GO): protein phosphorylation
Molecular function (GO): ATP binding; protein serine/threonine kinase activity; protein binding
Source: RefSeq, a predicted model, not a curated record
CAUUAUUCCGUUUCUUCUCUCACCGACCUACUUCUGUUUAAUUGGAUAAGCAUCAGUCUCUACCUAGAGAGAGAACGAGAGCGAGACCGGCUGGACCCACAAACCGUUGUCCACCUGCAAAUAACGCGUUCAUGGAAUCUGCACAUUCCUCGCUGACGUCACGGCGGAUGGAAUACUAGAACAAACGUCGCGACUCGCGCGAAACAAGCUGUCGCGCUCUUCUGUUAUGCUGUUAUAAAGUGCACUUUGGAACAUUUCCUCGCGACAGCGCUACACGCGCGGAAUGUCCCACGGAAGCGCAGGCGAACAACAGGUGGAUUCCGAGGCCAAGCCAGACCUGGAAGUAGCCAUACUUCUGUGUCUCUCUCCGCCCCUGUGAGUAACCAUAGCAAAGACACCGUAAAAUCCAGCGUACCGGAAAGAAGCUGAAUAACACGCUCGCGAUAUGGAUCAUUUCGGCGGUGACGCGACAUUGGGAGCAUUACGGACAAGAUUGACCACUCACACAGUUUAUUCGGGAUUAUGUCACUUUACAUCUGAUAUCGUCUUCUGAUACACAGAGGCUGUGUUAUUUCUAUAAGAGAGUGUUUGUAUUCUUUUGGAGUUAUCAUGCCUGUCAGUAACGGAUCGAUGAUGGAUUUGCCCUCGGAAUAUGUGAAAGUAAAGGCCCAUUACGGAGGGGACAUGCUGAUCUCUGACUUGGAUUUGGCCAUGACGUACACAGAGGUGUGUGAGGAGGUGAGAACGAUGUGUGGGGUCAGAAAGGAGAUGCCAAUUACACUCAAGUGGAUUGACGAUGAAGGGGACCCGUGUACCAUCUCAUCCCAGAUGGAGCUGGAGGAAGCAUUCCGAAUCUACAACCGGAACGGGCGCUCCGGACUCCUUUUGCAUGUAUUCCCAAGCAUUCCUGAAAAGCCUGGUAUGCCGUGCCCAGGAGAGGACAAAUCGAUCUACCGCCGUGGAGCUAGACGAUGGAGGAAGCUGUACCGGGUGAACGGACACCUCUUCCAGGCCAAGCGCUUUAACAGGAAAGCAUACUGUGGCCACUGCAGCGAGAGGAUAUGGGGACUGGGGCGUCAGGGCUACAAGUGUAUCAACUGCAAGCUACUGGUCCAUAAACGCUGUCACAAGCUCGUCCCACUGACCUGUCAAAGGCAUAUGGAUGCAGUCAUGCCAUCACAGGAGCCGUUGGUAGACGAUGAUAAAAGUGGAGAGGAAGUGGAGCUCCCCCCUGAGGACCCUGAGGAAACAGACGCAAUUCCAGUCUCUUUUUUAGCACACAACCGGAAAGUGGAGAAAGCUGAAGAUGACGCAGAGGAUCUGAAGGCAGUGGUGGAUGGUAUCGAGGGGAUUCAGAUCUCUCAGGGGCUCGGUCUGGGGGACUUUGACCUGAUCCGGGUCAUUGGGAGGGGCAGUUAUGCUAAGGUGCUGCUGGUCCGACUCAAGAAGAACGAACAGAUUUACGCCAUGAAGGUGGUGAAGAAAGAGCUGGUCCAUGAUGAUGAGAAGAAGAGAAAGGACAUUGACUGGGUCCAGACAGAGAAACACGUUUUUGAACAAGCAUCAACCAAUCCAUUCUUGGUGGGACUUCACUCUUGCUUUCAGACAGAGAGCCGGCUGUUUCUAGUGAUCGAGUAUGUGAAUGGAGGAGAUCUCAUGUUCCAUAUGCAGAAGCAGCGGAAGCUUCCAGAGGAACAUGCCAGAUUUUAUGCUGCUGAAAUUUGCAUCGCUCUUAAUUUUCUGCAUGAGAAGGGUAUUAUUUACCGGGAUUUAAAACUGGACAAUGUACUAUUGGACCAGGAUGGCCAUAUCAAAAUUACAGACUAUGGCAUGUGCAAGGAGGGAAUCAGACCAGGUGACACCACCAGCACAUUCUGUGGGACGCCCAACUACAUCGCCCCAGAGAUCCUGAGGGGAGAGGAUUACGGGUUCAGUGUAGACUGGUGGGCUCUGGGCGUGCUCAUGUUUGAAAUGAUGGCAGGCCGGUCUCCCUUCGACAUCAUCACUGACAAUCCUGAUAUGAACACAGAGGAAUAUCUCUUCCAGGUCAUUUUGGAGAAGCCGAUACGGAUUCCCAGGUCAUUGUCUGUUAAGGCUGCGAGUGUGCUGAAAGGCUUUCUGAACAAGGACCCAAAAGAGAGGCUGGGAUGCCAAGUUCAGACCGGAUUCACAGACAUCAAGUCUCAUACGUUCUUCAGAAGCAUAGACUGGGACCAGCUGGAACAGAAGCAGGUGACGCCACCAUUCAAACCUCAGAUCACAGACGACUAUGGUUUAGACAACUUUGACACGCAGUUCACCAACGAACCCGUGCAGCUAACACCAGACGACGAGGAUGUGAUAAAGAGAAUAGACCAGUCUGAGUUUGAGGGAUUCGACUACAUUAAUCCUCUGCUGCUCUCCAAUGAAGAAACCGUAUGAGGGAAGAACAAUACGGCUGUUUCUCUGCCUGCGGCUCCACAAGACUACUACAGCUGAGUUCAGCUCAGACUCAGACAUGUGUCACAGAGAAGAACUUUCCUUAAAACUGUGUUAAAGACAAAAAGCAACACCAAGACUUAAAGUUUCGGACCCUGCUUGAGUUAUUUUGGGGUUACACUGGAAGAAGAAACGACUGGAGGAUCUUCAGAAAACAAACUCAGAACUAUUCCCCAAAUUUCAGCUGUUGAUUGUCUUCCUGCUUCCCAGCAUCCUCUUUCAUUUUCACGCCCAUGUUUGUGUGUGCGCGCGCACUGUUGCCUGGGACUCAAGUUAGUUCCUUCGAUGUGUGCCUGCGUCCAUCAGAGACUACAUUUCCCAUCAACCCUAGCUAAAUAUGACCGUUCUAAAGGGAUAGUUCACCCAAAAAUGAAAAUUUGAUGUUUAUCUGCUUACCCC